Perca flavescens (yellow perch) is the source of this 1875-nucleotide messenger RNA. It is a transcript of the gene nucb1, whose product is annotated as nucleobindin 1. The transcript has 13 exons. Gene Ontology annotation, molecular function: calcium ion binding. Gene Ontology annotation, cellular component: endoplasmic reticulum-Golgi intermediate compartment; extracellular exosome. The coding region runs from base 251 to 1606 and encodes 451 amino acids. Lineage: Eukaryota; Metazoa; Chordata; Actinopteri; Perciformes; Percidae. The record is from RefSeq and is a predicted model, not a curated record.
CAGCUGCAAUCUCAUGACGUCAAAUUUAUCCGACGCGAAUAGAGACCGCUUUUAGUAUCCGACCCGAUCGGAUCAGAUAAUGUCAAUACACAUGCGGUAAGAGAGCAGCUAUUAAAAGAUAUUGUGUUUUAUAACACGUUUUAAUUGUCGUUUUUUUUAUCGGCGCUGUUUAAUAGUAACAAUUUAUAGAACAUCGUGACAUAUAAGACAACACAACGCAGGUAGAAGACGUCUCUACAAGUCACGGACGAUGACCUUAAAACCUAGCUGGCUGCUGCUACUAUCCAUCUCUGCUGGGGUCUGGUCCGUGCCUAUUGAUCGCAAUGGAGACAACCAGGAAGCAAAAGAGGAAGUGCCGGAGGAGAACGCGGACACAGGCCUGUACUACGACAGGUAUCUCAGAGAGGUGAUCGAGGUUUUGGAGACAGACCCUCACUUCAGAGAGAAACUGCAAACAGCCAACACAGAGGACAUCAAGAAUGGCCGUCUCAGUAAAGAGCUGGACCUGGUCGGUCACCAUGUGAGGACGCGCCUGGAUGAGCUGAAGCGUCAGGAAGUUUCUCGCCUCAGGAUGCUGCUCAAGGCCAAACUGGACAGCACCAACACGCAGAGCCUGCAGAUGGACCACGCCUCCCUGCUGAAGCAGUUUGAACAUCUGGAUCCCCACAAUCAAAACACCUUCGAGGCCAAAGACCUCGAGCUGCUAAUCUCGACGGCCACCAAGGACUUGGAGAACUACGACGCCGAGAGACACGAGGAGUUCAAGCGCUAUGAGAUGCUGAAGGAGCACGAGAGACGCGAGUACCUGAAGGGCCUGGACCAGGAGAAGAGGGAGACGGAGGAGAAGAGACUGCAGGAGCUUAAGGACAAACACCACCAGCACCCUAAAGUCAAUGCUCCGGGUAGUGUCGCUCAGCUACGGGAAGUUUGGGAGGAGACAGAUGGACUGGAUCCUCAGGAGUUUAACCCCAAAACAUUUUUUAAACUGCAUGAUACAAAUGAAGAUGGUGUUUUAGAUGAACAAGAAUUGGAGGCUCUCUUCACUAAAGAGCUGGAGAAGGUCUACGACCCGAAGAAUGAGGAAGACGACAUGAUGGAGAUGGAGGAAGAAAGGCUUCGGAUGAGGGAGCAUGUCAUGAAGAAUGUGGACGCAAAUAAAGAUCGUCUCGUCAGCCUGGAGGAGUUCCUGAAAUCCACCGAGAAGAAGGAGUUCAGUAAUCCCAAAGAGUGGGAGACUCUGGAAACCAGACCGGUGUACACCGAGGAAGAGCUGCAGCGAUUUGAGGUUGAACUCCGGGACAAAGAGGAGGAGCUGAAGAGGAAGGCAGAGAAUCUGCGUCAGCAGCAGGACCUGCUGAAGGAGAGAGGCAAAGCCCUGGAGGCCCAGAGGAGAGAGUACCAGCAGGCAGUUUUAGAGAUGUCCCAGAGACAGAAGGAACAGCAAGCAGCAGGCGGGCAGCCUCCUGCAGGUCCUCAUGGAGAGCUACAGUUCCAACCAGAGAUACAAGUGGAAGAUAAAGAGGCAAAAGUCCCAGCUGAGCAUCAAGCCGAGCUCCCGAAUAAUCUGCCUGCAGAGCCUCCACAGAAUCUGCCUUUACACACUUAAUGCAGUACGCUCUGACAGCCUUAAAACACAAACACACACACAAAAACACACACGCACACACUCGAUUUGCACUGACACAGAUAUCCAGAUGGGUUCCUCAAACUAAAUUACGUGAACUGUAUGUAUAAAUUCAGAGAGACUUGGCUCGUGAACCAUGACAUAUCGUACUGUGUGUUCAUCUUUGUGGUCUACAUCAGAUUUAAAGACCUUAAAUGGCCUUCAGUGUAAAAUUAUAAACCUCUUCAAAUAAAGUCUUAAUUUAAACCAAA